Mya arenaria is the source of this 592-nucleotide messenger RNA. RefSeq names its product ficolin-2-like. Bases 8 to 448 code for a protein of 146 amino acids. The record is from RefSeq and is a predicted model, not a curated record. Lineage: Eukaryota; Metazoa; Mollusca; Bivalvia; Myida; Myidae. The transcript is spliced from 6 exons.
AACAGCUAUGGCUUCUUUGAAAACAGAAGCCGUUGUAUUAAAUUUUGCACUUAUCCUGCACGUGGUUUCGGUUUCCGGUGAGUGCGUGGACUUGGAUGUAUUUGGCUGCCGGAACAAUCCGCAUCUUUGUCAUGACGACCUUCUCGCAGAGGUCACCUGUCCCAUGGCGUGUAACAGAUGCCCGACGCAACCCACGACUGCCCCUCAACCAACACAGGCAGAACCCCAUAGUUGCUUGGACAUAAUGAGGCUCGGUAUUGGCUCAUCAUCAGGAGUGUACUCGGUGUACGCGCCUAUUAGCCGUAGACGAGUUCAGCUGUUCUGUGACCUUGAGACCGACGGAGGCGGCUGGAUCGUAUUCCAGAACAGAUUCAAUGGUUCUGUGGAUUUCUUCAGACCAUUUGCAGACUAUGAAGAAGGUUUCGGUACAAAGUAUGGUGAAUUUUAGUUAGGUUUACAACUGCUGAGCGAGUUUACUACCAGGGGAGAUCUCAAUGAACUGCGUGUUGAUGUUGACAUAGUUAACGGCACGAAGUCGUUCGAUAUCUAUCGUCCAUUCAGCGUAGCAGCAGGGCCAGAUUACACGGCGCAA